CUCCCGCUCGCGUCUCCCGCCGCCUCUCGCUCCUCCUCCUCCACCUCGUGGUGGUUGUUGUAGUCCACCUCUUUGUGCGUGUAGUGGUGGUGGUUGUAGUUGUUGUUGUAGUAGUUGUUGUUGUUGUAGUUUACCUCAGACGAUGUCGGCCAUCAAAUGUCUGAACCCCAAGGCGGAGGUGGCCCGGGCACAAGCGGCGCUCGCCGUGAACGUGAGCGCCGCGCGCGGCCUCCAAGACGUCUUGAGGAGCAAUCUCGGGCCUAAGGGAACCCUUAAGAUGCUGGUGUCUGGCGCUGGAGACAUCAAACUCACCAAGGAUGGCAACGUCCUGCUGCACGAGAUGCAAAUCCAGCACCCGACGGCAUCGCUCAUCGCCAAGGCAGCGACGGGUCAGGACGACGUGACGGGAGACGGGACCACCUCGUCCGUGCUGCUCAUCGGAGAGCUGCUCAAGCAGGCCGACGCUCUCAUCUCAGAGGGCGUCCACCCUCGCCUGGUGACGGAGGGGAUUGAGGCUGCCCGUGACCGUGCCCUGCAGCUGCUGGACUCUGUGAGGGAGUCGUCCUCCAUGCCGAGGGACACCCUCGUGGAAGUCGCCCGCUCCUCCCUCCGCACCAAAGUCACCCGCAGCCUGGCAGACAUCCUCACUGAGGCGGUUGUGGAUGCGGUGUUGGCGGUGAGGAAGGAGGGAGAGCCAAUUGACCUCUUCAUGGUGGAGAUCGUUGAGAUGAAACAUCGGACCGACUGUGACACUACCUUGGUCCGUGGUCUGGUGCUGGACCAUGGGGCAAGACACCCGGACAUGAAGAAACGCGUGGAGAGAGCAUUCAUCCUGACGUGUAACGUGUCGCUGGAGUAUGAGAAGAGCGAAGUGAACGCCGGCUUCUUCUACAAGUCUGCUGCGGAGCGCGAGGCGCUGGUGAGCGCCGAGCGCCGCUUCACGGAGGAGAGAAUCCGCAAGGUGGUGGCACUGAAGCGUGCAGCUUGUGACGGCACAGACCACGGAUUUGUACUCAUCAACCAGAAGGGAAUAGACCCCAACUCUCUGGACAUGCUUGCCAAGGAAGGCAUCGUGGCAUUGAGACGGGCAAAGAGACGCAACAUGGAGCGGCUGAUGCUGGCGUGUGGAGGCCAGGCCAUGAACUCUGUGGACGACCUCACGGUGGACUGCCUGGGCUACGCGGGCCUUGUCUACGAGCAGACCCUGGGUGAGGAGAAGUUCACGUUCGUGGAGGAGUGCAGGGUGCCGCAGUCCGUCACCCUGCUGGUGCGAGGGCCCAGCCGCCAUGCCCUGCAACAGGUUCGGGACGCAGCGCGGGACGGCCUGAGGGCCGUCAAGAACGCCAUCGAGGAUGGCUGUGUGAUUCCGGGUGCCGGUGCGUUUGAGGUGGCCGCUUGGCAGGAGCUGACGGCCUUCCAGCCCCAGGUGAAGGGCCGUGCACAGCUGGGCAUCCAGGCCUUCGCCGAGGCCUUGCUGAUCAUCCCCAAGACUUUGUCUCACAACGCGGGCUACGAUGCUCUGGACACGGUGGUGAAACUCAAGGCAGAGUUGGCGCAGACGAAACAGCUGGUCGGGGUGGACCUGAACACCGGGGAGCCCAUGGUAGCGAAGGAUGCCGGAGUGUGGGACAACUACUGUGUUAAGAAGCAGAUGCUCCACUCGUGCACGUCCAUCGCCAGUAACCUGCUGUUGGUGGAUGAGAUCAUGAGGGCCGGGAUGUCGUCACUCAAGGGCUGAGCACAGCAGCCUCCAACUCGAGUGUCACACACAGUGACACACACACAGUGACACACACAGUGACACACACAGUGACACACACAGUGUCACACACA
Messenger RNA from Petromyzon marinus (sea lamprey), 1833 nucleotides. NCBI's taxonomy places the organism in Eukaryota, Metazoa, Chordata, Hyperoartia, Petromyzontiformes, Petromyzontidae. The record is from RefSeq and is a predicted model, not a curated record.